This is a messenger RNA of Ilyonectria robusta, 180 nucleotides long. RefSeq lists its product as uncharacterized. The transcript has 3 exons. The coding region runs from base 1 to 180 and encodes 59 amino acids. NCBI's taxonomy places the organism in Eukaryota, Fungi, Ascomycota, Sordariomycetes, Hypocreales, Nectriaceae. Gene Ontology annotation, cellular component: mitochondrial inner membrane. The record is from RefSeq and is a predicted model, not a curated record.
AUGGGCGCUUCCCACCACCGUUUCCCCACGGGUCCCCCCAAGCCCCCGGUGGCUCACCUACCUCGCAUCUACGGAAUCACCGCGACGGCUCUGGGUGCUGGCAUGUGGUUCUGGGUCAUGUACCGUGCCAAGAAGGAAGGUGCGGUCCUCCUGGGUCUGAAGCACCCUUGGGAUCACUAA